CCACACCAGCAGAUUCCUUUUCUGGCGACCGCAGCGCUGGUGGUGCGCUUGGCUCGUGGGAGGUCGGCGUGCUUUGCGAGGCAGUUGCUCCAGUUGAUAAGCGGCGGCAGGACGUUCCGAAGAGCGAGGCUUCAACGUGUGCGGCGCGAAACCCUUUCGAAAAUAUAUUUUCCCCUAACAGCCAGUCAGCAAACAUGUCAGCUGGAUAUGAUUAUCAAUAUGCACCAGUGUACAAGCCUACGACUGAGCCCAGUAAUGGUCAUGCUCCUGUCCUGGACGACGAGAAGGCUGCGUCGGUACCUCCGGAACAAGCGGUGCAACUCAAGCGGCGUGUCAGCCUUCUGAGUGGCGUCGCACUCAUUGUAGGCACAAUGAUCGGUUCUGGCAUUUUCGUUUCCCCAAAGGGCGUCCUGGAACGCUCCGGCUCCGUCGGACUGAGCUUGGUAGUCUGGGCCGGGUGUGGGGUGCUUUCGCUCUUCGGAGCCCUGUCGCUGGCUGAAUUGGGCACUAUGAUACAUAAGUCAGGAGGAGAGUUCAUCUACAUCCUGACCGCCUUUUCUGGAGAGAAGCGUGGAGGCAUUGGCGCCGUACCUGCUUUCCUGCAGGCCUGGACCACUGUGCUCUUGUUGAAGCCCGCGAGUCUGGGAAUCAUGACGCUAAGCUUCGCCAAGUAUGUCAUCUUACCGGCCUUACCAGGUUGCCAAGACACACCGCCCGUGCCAACGAAAAUGAUUGCAUCUUUAUGCAUAUGCAUGGUGGCUCUGGUUAAUUGCUACAGUGUCAAACUGGCUACUAGGAUACAGAACGUGUUCACUGUUACGAAAUUGGUUGCCAUAGGAAUCAUCAUUAUUGCUGGUAUUGUAAAAGUAUUCCAAGGACAUACGCAGUACUUAGCGACAGGGUUCCAAGGGUCAACUACCUCUGUGUCAGAUAUCGCCACUGCCUUCUACUCAGGACUUUGGGCCUACGAUGGCUGGAACAACUUGAACUAUAUUACGGAAGAGCUCGUCAACCCUUAUGUCAACCUUCCGCGAGCCAUUAUAAUCGGUAUCCCUUUGGUAACACUCUGCUACGUCUUCGUCAAUCUAUCCUACAUGAGUGUCAUGUCCUCCACGGAACUGCUCGCCUCUGAAGCUGUCGCCGUGAGAUUCGGUGACCACGUGCUUGGCCCAGCCGCUGUGCUUAUUUGCCUGUUCGUGGCUGCCUCAACCUUCGGCUCUGGAAACGGAACAACAUUCACCGCUGCCAGGAUAAGCUUUGUCGCUGCCCGUGAGGGCCACUUGGCGGAAGUUUUAUCGUACGCACACGUGCGGAAGCUCACUCCGAUGCCAGCUCUAAUGCUCAACAGCAUGCUGGCCAUAUGCAUGGUGUCGCUGGCCGACAUCGGAAGCCUCAUCGACUUCUUCAGCUUUGCAGCCUGGAUGUUUUACGGUGCCACGAUGCUAGCUCUUAUUGUUAUGCGAUGGACCAAAAAGGAACUGUAUCGUCCGUAUCGGGUACCUAUCGUAAUCCCAUGGAUCGUCCUUUUGCUCUCCAUCUACCUCGUAGCUGCUCCUAUCAUUCAGAAACCACAAGUGGAGUACGUGUACGCGUGCCUGUUCAUCGCCUCUGGAAUAUUCUUCUAUGUCCCCUUCGUUCACUACAAAGUACAGCUCCUCCUCAUGAAAAAGGUCACAAUGUUUCUCCAACUAAUACUGAACGUGGUUCCGACGGCGUACACGGACAGUGUACAAGAUUGACAAAUGGCUCCUCAUGCGUGCGACUACAUAUUUUCACCAGCAUUUUGGAGAGAUGUCUCCUCCAUCCUCAUCACAACAUAGAUAGUGUGGAACAUUUCCAGCGAACGCAUUUUUUUCCUUCUCAUACGCAAGGCAAAUGGUGCUCGUUUAUGCCAUUUUACAUUUUUGUACCUACUUGCUAGUCGCGUGAUUUUGAAAUGCGACGAGCAGGAAAAGCACACAAAAGUGGAAUUUGACCCCCGAAUCAGCCUUGAUGAAGGCGAUCAAUUAAAAUGGCCUGCGAUAGGUUUUUUUAAAGGAAAGACUUGUUGCGUGGAUUGGUGCUCGAUUCGUAAAAGAUGCUCGAUUAAACGUGAAAUGUUAUUUUA
Ornithodoros turicata is the source of this 2107-nucleotide messenger RNA. Its product is annotated as b(0,+)-type amino acid transporter 1-like. The record is from RefSeq and is a predicted model, not a curated record. The transcript is spliced from 13 exons. Gene Ontology annotation, molecular function: L-amino acid transmembrane transporter activity. The coding region runs from base 195 to 1739 and encodes 514 amino acids. NCBI's taxonomy places the organism in Eukaryota, Metazoa, Arthropoda, Arachnida, Ixodida, Argasidae. Gene Ontology annotation, biological process: amino acid transmembrane transport. Gene Ontology annotation, cellular component: membrane.